Molecule: messenger RNA, 746 nt
Organism: Lucilia cuprina (Australian sheep blowfly)
Lineage: Eukaryota; Metazoa; Arthropoda; Insecta; Diptera; Calliphoridae
Product: serine/threonine-protein phosphatase PP2A 65 kDa regulatory subunit-like
Exons: 1
Biological process (GO): protein dephosphorylation
Cellular component (GO): protein phosphatase type 2A complex; cytoplasm
Molecular function (GO): protein phosphatase regulator activity; protein binding
Source: RefSeq, a predicted model, not a curated record
UCUACCUGUUUAUUUUUAGGUUUAGUUGGUGGUCCUGAAUAUGCGAUGUAUUUAAUACCACCACUUGAGAGUUUGGCGACAGUUGAGGAAACCGUUGUGCGUGACAAAGCUGUGGAAUCUUUGCGUACUGUUGCAGCUGAACACAGCGCUCAGGACCUUGAAAUUCAUGUUGUACCAACUCUACAGCGUUUAGUUUCUGGUGACUGGUUUACUUCUCGUACUUCUGCAUGUGGAUUGUUUUCAGUGUGCUAUCCUAGAGUUUCGCAAGCUGUUAAGGCUGAGUUACGUGCAAAUUUUCGUAAAUUAUGUCAAGAUGAAACACCCAUGGUACGCAGAGCAGCUGCUAGUAAACUUGGAGAGUUUGCAAAGGUCGUCGAGAUAGAAUAUCUAAAGUCAGAUCUUAUACCAAAUUUUGUUCAAUUGGCGCAAGAUGAUCAAGUAAUGUUCUAUGUUUUAUUUGCGAUUUUCACACUUGGUAGUAUGUAUAUUGUUGUUUACGACUUUUUUAUUUCAAAAUUUUAUUACUGGAAGACUUCUUAAUUAUUUUCUUCGUUUUUGUUGGGGUGUUGGGUUUAUUAAAUUUAAGUUCUAUUCCCAAAUGAGACCAUCUACCACAAUAGCCCAGGACUUUGUAAAAAUAAAACAAAAUAUAUUUUUAAAUUUUAAUGCAGAUGUAAAUCUUUUUGUAUAUAAGGUGGCGGACAAAAUAAUAGAAACGACCUUAUUUUGUCGCAAAAACUAAAUUU